Messenger RNA from Scomber scombrus (Atlantic mackerel), 1239 nucleotides. RefSeq names its product potassium channel, subfamily K, member 12 like (gene kcnk12l). The coding region runs from base 1 to 1239 and encodes 412 amino acids. Gene Ontology annotation, cellular component: membrane. The record is from RefSeq and is a predicted model, not a curated record. Gene Ontology annotation, biological process: potassium ion transmembrane transport; stabilization of membrane potential. Lineage: Eukaryota; Metazoa; Chordata; Actinopteri; Scombriformes; Scombridae. The transcript is spliced from 3 exons. Gene Ontology annotation, molecular function: potassium ion leak channel activity.
AUGAAUGAAGACAAUGCCCGUUUCUGCCUGCUGGCCGGGCUCAUCCUGCUGUACUUGUUGUGCGGGGCAGCCAUCUUCUCAGCCCUGGAGCAUCCCUUUGAGCUCCGUGCCCGCCGCCUCUGGAAGCAGCAGCUUGACAACUUCACCCAGAGAUACAGGGUCAACCUGGGGGCCCUGCAUACUCUGCUACGCCAGUACGAGGAGGCAAAUGGAGCUGGGAUCAGAGUGGAUGCGCUAAGGCCCCGCUGGGACUUUUCUGGAGCUUUCUACUUUGUAGGCACAGUGGUCUCCACUAUUGGUUUUGGCAUGACCACGCCAGCGACCAUAGCUGGGAAAAUAUUCCUAAUCUUCUAUGGCCUGAUUGGCUGUGCUGCCACUAUCCUCUUCUUUAACCUCUUCCUAGAGAGGAUCAUCACAAUGUUAGCUUACAUCAUGCGCUGGUGUCAUGAGCGUCGGUUGCGAUGUGCUGGGGUUGGGGUUGUGUCGAGCGGGGAGGAGCAGACCCGGGAGGAUGACAGCUUAGAAGGUUGGAAACCUUCGGUCUAUUAUGUCAUGCUGAUCUUGGGAAUCGCUUCAAUUGUGAUCGCAUGCAGUGCUUCCACUCUGUACAGCUCCAUGGAGAACUGGAGCUACGUGGACUCCCUUUACUUCUGCUUUGUGGCCUUUAGCACCAUCGGCUUCGGGGACCUGGUAAGCAGCCAGAGACAGCAGUACGAGUCUCAGGAGGCCUACCGGCUUGGGAACUGCCUUUUCAUCUUAAUGGGAGUAUGUUGCAUCUACUCACUUUUUAAUGUUAUUUCUAUAAUCAUCAAGCAAACUCUUAACUGGAUCCUGGGUAAGCUGGUCUGUUCUGGGCAGCAUCACCACAGGCGUCCGCCUGCACACCUCAGGCAAAAACGCUUAAAACGCAACACUGUGCGGCCCGUCUCAUCCCAUUGCCCUGCAGGAAGACACCGCUACACAGAUGGCUCAGUGGAGACAGUGUGUGACAGUGAGACAGAUGCUGGUGCAGUGGCCGAUGGAGUUUAUGUAGGCCGCCGACUGUCGGGGGAGAUGAUCUCUGUCAAUGAGUUCAUGGUGUCCAAUAAGGUGUCUCUGGCACUGCUGCAGAAGCAGCUGAGCGAAACAGCUCAUCAGGGCCCACGGCAGAGCUACAGCCAUCAAAAUGGAUUCUCUGGUGGCGUGGGGGCCUUAGCCAUCAUGAAUAAUCGCCUACAGGAAACCAGUGUGGAUAGGUAG